This is a messenger RNA of Closterium sp. NIES-65, 2397 nucleotides long. Lineage: Eukaryota; Viridiplantae; Streptophyta; Zygnematophyceae; Desmidiales; Closteriaceae. The record is from the annotation of a GenBank genome assembly.
AUGACCUACACCUUCCUACAGCUCACUGCCAAGGAAGACAUCUCGCUGUACGAUCACGCCCUAGGCCACGCUACUGCUCCUGCUGCUACUGCCGACAGCACUGCUCGCUCACAGUGGCAGACUCGUGACGCCCAUGCUCGCUUCGCUAUUCGCAACUCUCUGCCGAUAGAUGAGCGCGAGCACUUUGGACAGCACAAGACUGCACAGGCCCUGUACACUGCUGUCGUUGCCCGCUACUCCUCACCCGGCCUCUGCCGCUCUUGGCCGGGUGUUCUCCCUCCCCCCUUCUUCCCUCUGUCGCCUCUACUGCUGCUGUCGACCUCCUUGGUGCUGAGAAGGUCGGGACUGCGUGCUGCUUCGAGCGGGCGCCGCAGCGGCAAGGGCAAAGGAGGCAAGGCGGUGGUGGUGACAGCGGGGGUGGCGGUGGUGGGGGAGGUGGUGGCGGGGGGGGUGGCGCGGUGGGGGAGGGGGCAGCGGUGGUGGUGGGGUGGCGGCAGCGGCGGGGGAGGUGGCCGGGGCGGAGGAGGUGGUGGGGGUGGCGGUGGACGAGGCGCCGGCAGGGGUUGGGGUGGUCGAGGGGUGGUGGCGGGGGUGGUGGUCGAGGAGGCACUGGCGGUGGCCAGGGACAGCAGCACACUCCGUCGCCCCAGGAGGUCCGUGAGUGGUACUCUCAGCACGGGGGGGGGGGGUGGCCUUAGCUGCACGUACGUCAUUCGCACUGGUGACCGCACUGGCCAGCCGUGUGGGGGACCGCACGCCACACAGCGUUGCCUUCGCUCGUCUGAGCGACGCUUGGCGUGUUCAGUUCCUCAGGCCACUGAGCUGCCCCGCUGGGUUGAUCUCCUGAAGAAGGGGAUUGAUAUCUAUGCUCUAGACUUUGAUGCUAUUCUCUCUGCCAUGUAUGUGAUGUCUACUAGUGGAGAGGGUUCUGAGUACCUGAGUGUCCCGCCCGACCCGGGCAUUAGGACUAGUGCGUCUGCUGCUCCAGGUACCCACGUGUCUGCUACCCCAGGUGCUGGUGAGGCUGCUGCUCUAGGUGCGUGCGUGUCUGCCCCCCCUGGUAUGGUGUCGACUGCAGCACUGCACACCUUCACGCUGGAUUCAGGUCUCCACCUCCCCUCGUUCUCCACGAACUUGGUGGCAGGUUGUGCUCUCCAGGACGGGGGUGUUCACCAGUUCACCCCUGCCUACGAGCGUGUGACACACUGCACGUGUGCUCGUACGGGCCGCCACUUGGCUACCUUCACCCGGCAGCCGGGGUCGGACCUGUACACACUGACUACUGCCUCCCCUCAGGUCGCUACGUCUGCGUCUGCGUUUGCGUCCGCGUCAGGUCAGCUGUCUGCCCCCUGCUCAUGUCGCUCUCUAGUGCACGAGACUGUCCUCUGGCACCACCGACUUGGCCACCCGUCUGUGCAGCGCCUUCGUGCCAUGCACUCCCGGUACCUUGUCUCUGGUCUUCCCAGGGUCCUCCCUCCCCUCCCACCCUCGCCUGCUCCUCCCUGCCUUCCCUGUGUCGAGGGUGCAGCGCGCCGCUCCUCACUCCUCCUCGUUUCCCCGACGACUGCUCCUUUGCAGACGCUCCACAUGGACGUGUGGGGCCCAGCCCGCGUCCGUGGUCAGGGUCAGGAGAGGUACUUCCUGAUCGUUGUUGACGACUACUCGCGCUACACCACGGUCUUCCCCUUGCGCACCAAGGGUGAGGUCCCUGAUGUUUUGAUCCCUAGGAUCCGCAGAGCUCGUCUCCAGCUCAGCGAGCGUUUCCGCUCGGACUUUCCUGUCCUGCGCUUGCACUCUGACAGAGGUGGUGAGUUCUCCUCCGACCUCUUGGCAGCCUACUGUGCUGAGCACGGCAUUGAGCAGUCGUUCACGCUUCCGGCCUCUCCACAGCAGAAUGGGGUUGCGGAGCGCCGCAUUGGCCUGGUCAUGGAGGUCGCUCGUACCUCCUUGAUUCAUGCGGCUGCCCCCCACUUUCUGUGGCCGUUUGCGGUCCGGUACGCUGCGCAUCAGUUCAACCUCUGGCCCCGUGUCUCCUUGCCGGAGACCUCGCCCACACUGCUGUGGACGGGGGAGGUUGGCGAUGCGUCGCGUUUCCGGGUCUGGGGAUCUCGAGCUUUUGUCCGCGAUUCGUCUGCGGACAAGCUCUCCUCUCGUGCUGUUCCCUGCGUCUUCCUCGGCUUUGUUCCGGACGCGCCUGGGUGGCAGUUUUACCACGCCGCCUCGCGCCGGGUCUUGCCCUCUCAGGACGUCACUUUUGACGAGUCUGUCCCCUACUACCGCCUCUUCCCCUACCGCACUGCCCCGCUCCCACCCCCGCCUCUCUUCCUCGCGCCAGGUGCUGCUGUCGUAGACCCCCUCCCCCUCAGGGUGCCGCUCCCUCAGGUGUGUCUCAGGUAG